This is a messenger RNA of Kockovaella imperatae, 1883 nucleotides long. RefSeq lists its product as hypothetical. The record is from RefSeq and is a predicted model, not a curated record. NCBI's taxonomy places the organism in Eukaryota, Fungi, Basidiomycota, Tremellomycetes, Tremellales, Cuniculitremaceae. The coding region runs from base 369 to 1838 and encodes 489 amino acids. The transcript is spliced from 2 exons.
CCGAUCGCGGCAAAUGACGACGCAAGAUCCCUGUUCCUUAGGGGGAGGGAGGUGAUGAGAGACCAGGAGACCAUAAGUACAUCAGUACAGCUCCAAAUCAUUUCGCCACGCUUCCCUAAUUUUAAAUGUCCCCCUGACGUUUCAGAAGUAGAGCAUGAAGGUCAGGAGGGGGCCAAAGCUGUUUGGGAGACAUCACAUCCUAGUCUCUGUGUAUCUAUCUAUCAAUCUCCUUGACGGUGCAUGAUGUUGUAAUACCUCCCACAAUUCUGGACGGCCACCCGCCGGCAGCUAGACCCGAGCCAUCGCUCAGGCCUCCCUGAACCUCCGCCCUAGUACAUACCUUUGGGCCCAAACACUCUGAAAGUAUCAUGGCCGCUGUCGGCUUGUCCACCUUUGGCACUUCUCCCGAAUCGGAUUCAUACCUUGCCAGAGCUGCAAUGUCGACCACCAUGUCGAGUCACAGCACCGAUCAAUCUUCCAUCUCAGAAGCUCAGCCUACUCGAGCUACCAUGGCGAGACUGGCCUCCGCAUCUUCUCAUCAACUCUUCCACUCGUCAUCACACCGACCUGACUCGAUGGCGAGCGAUCAAACGGAUCACAUCGUGGACGCGUUGGCGAGUUUGCCAUGGGCCGAGCCGCCUACGAAGUCGUCCCCUACAUUGUCGGCCGCGCGUACACCUACCUACUCGUUCCUCUCUUCCGACCCCUCUCAGCCUCGUGCGACGCAGUCGCGGCAUGACUCUCGGGCGUCAACAGCGUCGUCUAGGCGAAUGAGGAGAGAGGAGGACUUUCCCAUGUCACCUAGUGUCAUGACACAUGAUUUUCACGAGAUCCAAGUGGCGAGGCUGUCAAAUUGUUCUGGUAUGGCAGACGUUUCGAUCAGGGGCUCUACAUACUCGGCAGCGCCAUCGCCUUACGCUCGGACGUUUGGCAUCACGCCAGAGGUGACUCCGCAUUCCGGUUCACGUUCUGCGAGGAGCUCCAUGAUCAGAGCGUUGUCGAGACGGAGCGUUCGGAGCAAAUCCACCAAGUCGUCCAAGUCGAAACGAGGAUCUUCAUCGACUCUUGGUCAUCGAUUUGGAGACAAGCGAUGGGAGUGGGCCAAGAAUGACAACAGUGUCGAGGUAGAGGAGACCAUGGAUCUUUUGUCCUUGGUAGGGAGAGCAACGGUCUUGGAGCGGAUGCUCAAGCGGGGCAAGCGGGUCAGCACCGCCACUCAACAUUCGUUGAGGAUACCCUCGAGAGUCUCCUCGCGGGCAUCUUCUCGUCCAAGAACGCGUACACCGCAAUCGUCGCGAUCUCUUCGUAUGCGCCUGUCUCGAAGACUAAGGCGUCAGUCAUCUCAGGAAGACAUCUUCACCGAGCUAGCAAGUGACGACGAGGAGGAGGAGGAGAUGGAUGAUCCGACUCUUUUCCCACCAGAGGCGCAAAGGAGACGGUUCUCACUCCCUCCGUCCUCCUACCAUCGAUUCAUGCGCGGUGUUCAAGUCAGCGAGAACAUUGUCGUGUUUCCACAAGAGCGACCACCACCUGUACCGGAAAAGGAUGUCUUCAAUUGUACACGGGUGAUCUGUGUGGACCCCAUGUCACCGUUGUGGAUCCCGGUGGAUCUAGGAGAGGCUGAGAAGGGUGAGGGAGUGGCCGAUCGAAGUCAAUCGCCUCAUCUAGGUCAUCGAAGUCCCCAUUGGAGGAAUCGGCAAAGUGUCAUUAGUUAUAUGUCGAUGGGUCAAUGGGAUCAGCUGGCUACCAGGCGAUGGUGGAUCGCCGUGGGGUCGGGUGUGGCAUUGAUCCUUGUAUUGAUCGUCGGGCUCCUAGCUGGGUUGUUGAGUAGACGAUAGUGUGUUGUCUUUGGGAAGUAGGAAUUUGUCUGAUGAUGAUAUUCA